UCCACUCCAUGCUAUUGGAAGCCCGUAGGAUCAGACCACCGCUGAUAGCCGCCGGCACACGUAUGAACGAACCGUGCGGUCCGUUGAUGGCACAUGCUCUGCUCCUGGCAAGGCAUGGACGGGGCAAUGCCGAUGCAGUUCUCGCGCCGAUGGAUGUUGCAAAAGUGGAAGGCACCGGGUCGGGCCACCCUCAUCAUCGAGUCGAGAAACUGCGACACAGUCGAUACAUUAAUCAGAGUGUUCUGGUGUUCCCUCCCUCUCAUCGUGCCUCCAUCGCCGCUCUUGGUUGUUUCGGCACUUGCAAGCGCAGCACCCGCCCCUGCUCCGCAAGCCGACAGCAUCGACCAGGCUACCGCCGCAGCCGUGUCGGCGGCCAUCGCGGCCGUCACUAAUGCCCCGGCACGUUCAGCCACCGCAGUCGCCACAGGUACUUCUGACACCACCGUGUCCGUCGCCGGCGUAGUCAGUGUCUCCAGUGACUUAGGACUCGACGAUAUUUUGGCACAAGCCCUCGGUGUGUCCAAUCGGCCAAAGAACCGGCAAUGCUGGUCCCUAGGUUUGGAUAUCAAUUCUGAGUACGAGAAAAGGACACCGGAUGGCAGAGUCCGGAAGGUAAUCCGUUUCACUACCUGUUGUUGCUGCUGCCGUCAAGAAGCUCAUGCCGACUCCGUGUCCAAGCAGUUACCGCGGACCAUUGAGCAGACUUAAGACUGGAAGGGCCCUGAUGGCGUGGUGAAGGCCCCGUUGUGCUCGUCAAAGGCCAGUCUCCCGGGCCCAUGCUCCGGGACAGUUGAGGCGACACCUUGCGGGAAAAUGUCGCCAACAAGCUUUCCAGCCAGGGCCGGGCAUCCACUGGCACAGCAUACGCAUGCUGAAUGACAACAUUAACGAUGGUGCACCCGG
This is a messenger RNA of Microdochium trichocladiopsis, 903 nucleotides long. RefSeq lists its product as uncharacterized. The record is from RefSeq and is a predicted model, not a curated record. NCBI's taxonomy places the organism in Eukaryota, Fungi, Ascomycota, Sordariomycetes, Xylariales, Microdochiaceae. The transcript has a single exon. The coding region runs from base 94 to 708 and encodes 204 amino acids.